Rhipicephalus microplus (southern cattle tick) is the source of this 2851-nucleotide messenger RNA. RefSeq lists its product as uncharacterized. NCBI's taxonomy places the organism in Eukaryota, Metazoa, Arthropoda, Arachnida, Ixodida, Ixodidae. The record is from RefSeq and is a predicted model, not a curated record. Gene Ontology annotation, molecular function: ubiquitin binding; ubiquitin-protein transferase activity. Gene Ontology annotation, biological process: protein linear polyubiquitination; proteasome-mediated ubiquitin-dependent protein catabolic process. Gene Ontology annotation, cellular component: LUBAC complex.
AUGAAAGUCUCGUUGACGACGCCCAUGCUGUUGAAGAGAAAUGAACUCCACAGCAUCUGCAGGCAAGCGCAAGGGACGCUCAUCGGCCUCUUUGCCAUACACUAUCCGGGUCCCGCAAUAACGCUGCUCUAUUUGACCCACGCAAGAACAAGCUAUGGAGGCAGAGAAAAUGAUCUGCUAUUGGACCACGUGCGGGAAAGCCCUUGCCUGCUGAGCCCGGGCUCCGUCACAAGUUCGUCAGGUGCUCGGAGUGCGGUCAUCCUCUCCUGCCUUCACUGCAAGGCAAUGCACGAGGGCAAGAGCUGCGCGGCGUUUCAAGCUGAACGAAGACCAGCAGCACGGAGUCCCACGCCUUCCCCGUUGGGUGCCCGACGAAAGAGCGGCGACACCCCGUCACCCUCGAAAGGCGGAGGGUCCAGUGAAGGUGACAUGUCGCCAUCGAGGGUUUCGCCACAAACAACCCUUGCCACGUACUUCGAUGCGAUGACACUGCUAACACCUUGCAGACUCUCCUGGGCAGAUGACUCGGCGAGUACGAGCUCGGCGGGUUCAUCGCGCUCCCCAAACGUCGCGGCACAGUCCACAUCACCGAGCAAGCAGUCGGUGGUGGCUGAUCGGGUGACCCGGUCAGGAGAUCGAGGCACAUCACGCCAGAUGCGCACGGCCAUCUGUCGCACCGAAGACUGUGGUUUCGAAAAGCAGGUGGACGCCGGUGACACGGAACUUUACUGCUACAAGUGCCGAAAGACCACGUGCCUAGUCUGCAAUGCCAGUCAUGGUUUAAUUACGUGCGAAGAGUAUCGGCGGCAGCUCGAUGACCAAGAGGAAGAGAUUCAAGUCUGGUGCGCCGGCAAGGAUUGCCUUUACACAGUGUACGUGGGCGCUAGUACGCAGCAACUAAAGUGCACACUGUGCGAUCGCAUCACGUGCCUGAAGUGUCAGGCUGUGCACGAGUUCCAGACUUGCGACGCGUACGCGCGAGAUCGCCGUCGGUCGAACGUCCCGCUGCCGGAGGAGGAAAAGACGACUGGCGGCGACGGCGAGACCUACGCGAAGGAGGAGUCCGCAGUGGAAGGCAACAGGGCUGACGAGAACGAGUCGGGCGACAUGCCGCCACCUUGCGCCACCUCUGCGAGAGAACCCAUGGGCCGAGAAGCAUCGAGGCAGAAGGAAGCGCUCGUUCAGCAAGCAGCGAACAAUCCUCGCCCCAGCGAAACAGCGUCGGAGCAUCCCCAACCGAGGGCAAGUCAAAAUGAGACUGUCGCCGCACCGCGGGUAACAGCGUCGGAGCGUCCCCCACCCCGAGCAAGGCACACUGCGAGUGUUGCGGCACCGCCAGUAGAUGCCGUGGUGGUCGAGUGUUGCGCUUGCGCAGUUGAGUCAAAUAUUGAAAAAAUCAUAGAUGUCACCGAAUGCGGCCAUUUGCUCUGCAGGGAGUGUGUUCACGCAACAGCAGUGGGCUCACUCACAUACAUCGUGCAUUGCCCUGUCGCCACAGAGACGGGAGUUUCCUGUGACGCCUACAUCCAAGAGUCAGCCCUAAAAUCUGUGAUGACGGAAGAAGAGUACGCGAUCCGAAACGAGCUGGUGAACUCGCCCAUCAUUCAGUGUCCGAUGGAGGGCUGUUCCGGAAAGUUCUCCGUCAGACCCGGAACGCGAAGACUCAACUGCCCGAAGUGCCAGAUCGUGUACUGCGUCUCUUGCAGCGCGAACCACUGGGGCGUAACCUGCGAGCAGUUCAUUCGUGGAGUGGCCGACGAUGCACAAGGCUCGGACGUAGCGGACUAUCAGUCUAGCGGCCGCAGCACGUCUCCUCUUCCCGGAACACCUGCGACAAGUGAAGAGGAAUCGGUGGAAUGCGACGGCUGUUUGGCCGAUGCCCAACGCGAGGAAGUGAUCACUGUAGAGCAGUGUGGACACUCGAUCUGCAGGGAGUGCAUAUGUAGAAACACAAUUGAGAUGACUGGGAAUGCCGCCCUCUGCCCUGUCACCUUAGAGGACGGGAGCCAGUGCAACUCUCCCGUACAAGACUCAGCGUUUCAACCGACCCCAACAAGCAGUAGUACUACCUCAGGGAACAACCAGCAAGGCGCAUCGAGGAAUGUUCUAAGGGGUGCUCGCGCUGCCUCGGAGCAGUCACCAGCGUCCUUCGCGGUUGAAUGUAGCCAGUGCCUGGCAGAGACUCCAUUCGGGGAAAUCAUCGAUCUUCUCUGGUGCGGACACUUCCUGUGCAGGGAGUGCGUGCAAAGAACUGCAGUGAACACGGUUGCCCGCUUUGUCCAUUGCCCUGUCGUUCAAGAAGGCGGCUCACAAUGCGGUUCUUACAUUCAAGAGUCUGUCCUGAAAUCUGUGCUGUCCGUCCAGGAGCGGGCAAGACGCAAGGAAUUGCUUCAACAGCAGUCUAGCCGGUCCAUGUAUGCUUCCCGGGGACUACCUGGAAAGCCCAGAGUAUACGACAGUGACGAAUAUUAUUAGCGACUCCAAUGACAAAGGUUGUGUGCCUUUCGCCUGCGCUAUUUCUGCUUGCCCACCGCUGCCAUCAACCGGGAAUGCAGACGUUUUUCGCAAGCCCAGAAGCUGCGUGAUAGUUGCCGUACCUGUUGUAGGGAGGAGGGGUGGAGUAGUCAUCGUGAACUUUUGUCAAUAACUUAUUUUGCAUGCUAAGAUAAGGAUUUCACUGAUUUCAUAAGCAAGUCCUUAUGACUCAUACCAGCAUUUAGCACUAACGAAUAUUCACUCCGAUGAUGUUCUGUCGGAUGGGUGGAAUGAUAAAAAUAGCGCGCACUAAAAUAAUCUUUCUUUACAAUAAUUCGAACAAUAAAGACAGCGUAGCCGUUGUAACAUGUUAUCU